AAUGUAUCCGGGAGCGGUGUCGUGAGAUUUUUCCGUCCGGGGUGGAAUUCAUGGAGUUUAAUUGUUGAUUAGAUUAGAGGAUAUGGCGGUUCGCGUUGUGAAUGGCGCGACAAUCCUGCGCUGCUGCGCUGUGUCUCCGUCGCUUGCCACUGUCAGAUGCUGCGUGCAGCUUUCCCGGACUGGUCCAUUUUAUUCCUCCACUCGUUGCUCGAUUUCACGGCAACUUUGCUGUCGAGUGAUUUCUUUUGGCUUUGGAAGCGUUGCUACUCGAAGGUACUCAGCGCAGAGUCUAGUGGAUGUGGUCCUCGAAGAGCUGGAGUCACUGCGGAAGCGUGGCAAGGUUCGCGCCUCAAACAAAUUAGAGCUGAAAGGCAGCGAAGAGCUUCUUGAAAAAAGGUUAGAGAGGCGGGUACUUCAGAAAGGAUUGCUACUGGAAUUUCAAAAAGAUGCAGAACGGGUAUUAUUAGCAGUUGCACAGAAGGCAGAUGGCAAAAAAAACUGGAUAGUAGCAGAUCAGAAUGGUGUGAUGGCAUCUAUUAAGCCUCAACAGAUCACCUUUAUUGUGCCUGGUAUCAACAACUUUGAUCACACAGAGAUAGCAAAUUUUCUUCAGAAAGCUCACGAAAAUUUGGACCCUGCAUUGCUUGAGUUUGCAUGGAUGGAGCUUCUUGAAAAGAAUAAAUCUUGUACAGUGGAAGAACUUGCAGAAAUGAUUUAUGGUAGUGCGGAACCUCUUGAGAGCUAUUCUGCUCAUCUUUUGCUUUCAAAGGAUGAUAUAUAUUUCACUACUUUGGAGACUAAAGGUUCACACUCUGUCUAUGGGCCAAGGCCUGCUGUUCAGGUUGAAGAACUUAUGCGAAGGAAGCUUGUCAAGGAGGCUGCAGAAAGGGAACUUGAAGAGUUUGUUGAAUUGUUGAAAUCUGCCAAAAACACGCCUCUGCAUUCAAAGCCUCCAAGAUCUAUGUGGAAAUGUGAAGAGAAAAACCGAAGGAAAAUUGAGUGUCUUGAAGCAUAUGCAAUUGAUGAGUAUAUGAAUGAAGAUGAAAGAAAAACAGCUGGAAUGAUUUUGAAGGCCAUGGGGCUCUCUAAAACAGCACCAGCGGCAGUUAGUCUCCUCAUCGAUAUUGGGUAUUUCCCAGUGCAUGUAAACCUUGAAUUGUUGAAGUUAAGCAUUCGUACUGAUUAUCCAGAAGAGAUUCUCACCGCUGCUGAAAGGCUCUUGUUUGAGUCACCUGACCUGGAUGAGGUUGACAGAAGAGAUAUGACUGGCAUGAAAGUUUAUGCCAUUGAUGUUGACGAAGCUGAUGAGCUCGAUGACGCGUUGAGUGCAACUAAGCUUCAGGAUGGCCGAAUAAAAGUGUGGAUCCAUGUUGCUGAUCCAACUAGCUUAGUUCUUCCAGGGAGCAAUAUAGACAAAGAGGCUAUGAAGAGGGGAACUUCUGUGUUUUUACCAACUGCUACCUACCCAAUGUUCCCUGAGAAAUUAGCAAUGGAAGGCAUGAGUUUGAAGCAAGGGGAGCACUGCAGGGCCAUCACAGUUUCUGUUGUGUUGCAUUCUGAUGGAAGCAUUGCAGAAUACUCGGUGGAAAACACUAUCAUAAAGCCAACAUACAUGCUUACAUAUGAGAGUGCAACAGAACUUCUCAACCUGAACCUCGAAGAGGAAUCUGAACUCGGACUUCUUUCAGAUGCUGCUGCAAUUCGUUUCCAAUGGCGUCAAAAACAGGGUGCAAUAGAUACAUCUACAUUAGAAACUCGAAUCAAAGUAAGUAAUCCAGAUGAUCCAGAGCCUUCGAUCAAGCUGUAUGUGGAAAAUCAGGCAGAUCCUGCAAUGCGCAUUGUAUCCGAGAUGAUGAUACUUUGCGGCGAAGUUAUAGCUACUCUUGGUUCUUCAAACAAUAUUGUUUUACCUUAUCGUGGGCAACCUCAGUCAAACAUUGAUGUCACUGCGUUUACCCAUCUUCCUGAAGGCCCUGUGAGGAGCUCUGCUAUGGUUAGAAUCAUGCGAGCUGCUGAAAUCGAUUUCAGGAAGCCUAUCCGCCAUGGUGUUUUAGGACUUCCUGGAUAUGUUCAAUUCACAUCUCCCAUCCGCAGAUACAUGGAUUUACUGGCUCACUAUCAGGUGAAAGCUUUUCUUCGGGGAGAUUCUCCUCCUUUCUCUGCUGGACAGCUAGAAGGUAUUGGAUCUAUGGUAAACAUUAACAUGAAGGUGGCAAAGAGGCUGAGCUCCAGCAGCCUACGAUAUUGGAUAAUAGAAUACUUGAGGCGGCAACCUAAAGGAAAAAAGUUUUCUGCUUUGAUCCUCCGCUUCAUCAAAGAUAGAGUUGCAUCCAUAUUCUUGGUGGAGGUUGGAAUAUAUGCGUCUCUCUGGGUAUCUGUUGGCAUGCACAUCGGUGAUGAAGUAAAAGUUCAGGUGGAAGCAGCACAUCCACGUGAUGAUGUUCUUACUCUCAAGGAGGUUCCAGAUAUAUGAAAGUCUGGUUUUUGC
Molecule: messenger RNA, 2488 nt
Organism: Andrographis paniculata
Lineage: Eukaryota; Viridiplantae; Streptophyta; Magnoliopsida; Lamiales; Acanthaceae
Product: ribonuclease II, chloroplastic/mitochondrial
Exons: 14
Coding region: 83-2473 (796 amino acids)
Biological process (GO): mRNA catabolic process
Cellular component (GO): exosome (RNase complex); P-body
Molecular function (GO): 3'-5'-RNA exonuclease activity; RNA binding
Source: RefSeq, a predicted model, not a curated record